AUGAACUCCCUUCUGAGGUACUGCAUGUGUCUUCCUGUAUCUUACCUAGAUCCUCGGGAACCCGCAGGACGAGCGUUGAGCUCUGGAUGGACAAUAGAUCAUCCACAAGAGGCGGGGUACAUCAGCCUCAGGGAUUUUCGUCAAGAUCAUAUUGCCAAAAGGCCAGAACAGGCGAUGAUUUUGCUAGGUUUUAGCAGUCUCGCGGGAAAUUUUCGAGCCCUUACGUCAGACAACGUUUCAAUCCAUGUUCAACAAAAAUCACCCCGAAGAAAUGACUUCCCGCGAAUUCUCCGGAUGGUCCAAAUUAAAUUUGGGGCCCCCAUCAUGAAGCCAGGAUGA
This is a messenger RNA of Histoplasma capsulatum G186AR, 339 nucleotides long. RefSeq lists its product as uncharacterized. The coding region runs from base 1 to 339 and encodes 112 amino acids. Lineage: Eukaryota; Fungi; Ascomycota; Eurotiomycetes; Onygenales; Ajellomycetaceae. The transcript is spliced from 2 exons. The record is from RefSeq and is a predicted model, not a curated record.